Messenger RNA from Zychaea mexicana, 2116 nucleotides. Its product is annotated as Poly(A) polymerase central domain-containing protein. Gene Ontology annotation, molecular function: RNA binding; poly(A) RNA polymerase activity. Lineage: Eukaryota; Fungi; Mucoromycota; Mucoromycetes; Mucorales; Lichtheimiaceae. Gene Ontology annotation, cellular component: nucleus. The transcript has 10 exons. The record is from RefSeq and is a predicted model, not a curated record. Bases 10 to 1776 code for a protein of 588 amino acids.
CGCGGCUGGAUGAGAUUUUUUGGGGGAAGUGAAAAGCACGACAUGCCUUUUUAUUCCUUACCACUGUUAAAAGAAAAAGCCAGUGAAAAAAUUGUCAUGGUUGGGAAAAGUGAGUAUCUCGGUAUCGGCGAGCCUUUGUCCUUCGCCGGUCCAUCGCCAAGGGAUGAAAAUUUACAAAAAGACCUCGAAGUUGCCCUUCAGAAAAAUAACAUGUACGAAUCUGAAGCCAUUUCUUCGUUACGGCAAUCGGUAAUGAAUAAGCUUGAAGAGAUUGCAAAACGAUUUAUAUACGAAGCAAGCAUUCGGAAAGGGCUCACGCCAGACGAUGCAAAAAAAGCUGGAGGCAAGGUCUUGACGUUUGGCAGCUGUCGUCUUGGCGUUCAAGCAGCUAAUGCGGAUAUCGAUGCAGUAUGUGUUUGCCCUCAACAUAUCACUCGAUCCGAUUUUUUUGAAGGGGUAUACAAGAUGCUGGCGCGAAGACCUGAAGUGACACAGUUAACGGCGAUCCGAGAUGCGUUUGUACCCAUCAUUAAGCUCAAAUUUUCUGGGAUACCGGUUGAUCUGCUCUGUGCACGAUUGAGUCUAUCGACCAUCCCUGACAAUCUUGAUAUUGAUGACACUUCACUGCUGGUGACUCUGGAUGAACGAUGUAUACGGAGCGUUAACGGCACACGUGUGGCGGACGAAAUAUUAAAGAGUGUACCCGAUAUACCAACGUUUCGCACGGCUGUUCGAUGCAUCAAGCUGUGGGCAACAAGACGUGGAAUUUAUUCAAACGUAUUAGGAUUUUUGGGCGGCGUAGCAUGGGCACUGAUGGUGGCAAGAGUGUGCCAACUAUAUCCGAAUGCGUGCGCAAGUACUGUAGCAAGCAAAGUGUUCGGUAUAAUGGUUAAUUGGAACUGGCCUCAACCAGUAGUGUUACGACACUCUCCCGAGGGUCCGCCUUUGCCAAACAUCCAAUCAUGGAAUCCAAGACGAAAUUUAAUCGAUAGAACUCACAAGAUGCCCAUCAUUACACCUGCAUAUCCGACAAUGUGUGCAACCCACAAUAUGACAAACUCGACCUUCCGAAUUGUUAUCGGAGAAUGCAAGCGCGCAGCACAGAUAAUGGAUAAGAUUAUGGUUGGCAGCUUACGUUGGGAUGCGUUAUUUGAAGGACAUGCUUUUUUUAAGAACUAUCGACAUUAUCUGCAAAUUGUCGUCAGUAGCGAUGACUCUCUUCGUCAGCUCCAGUGGAGUGGACUAGUCGAAGCCCGAUUACGAAGGUUGACCACCAAGCUUGAAGCGAUCCAUGGCCUUGCACUUGUACAUCCCUUUGUCGAAGGGUUUGACAAUGUGUAUUCUUGCACAAGUCAGGAACAGAUUGCUGCCGCGGUGAACGGCGUAGGAAACAUCUCGAACCAAGAUGAUGUUGAUGGAGUCAAAAUUUAUACGCGGACGUUCUAUAUCGGCUUAUAUUUCAGACUUGGUCCAGUACGAGAACAAGGUCAAAUAGAUAUCAGCCGACCGAUCAACGAGUUCAAGCGAUAUGUACGGAAUUGGGAACAGUAUGAUGAGCAGCACAUGGGAAUAGUCGUACGAUAUUUACGAAGAUCGAUGCUUCCAGACGAGGUGACACGCACUGCUGUGACCAAACGAACGAACCAGACUGCAGAGCUGUCGCCAUCCAUCAAGAGAGCAAGAACUAAAGGGAUUCCAGAGACCGACAAUAUACCCUCACCGGCCAUCAAUGCACCACACAUGACACUUGUCGAAGAAUGCUCUACGACUUUAUGAACACGAUCACCGUCGACAGCAACAGCAUGAAAGCAAGGCAUGAUACGGCGACGAAGAUGAAGCAAAGAGAAAAUGAAGCGGGAUAUGCAGCUGCUAGUAAUGGCUGUAUGCCAUUAUAUAUAAAUAUAAUGACAUGCAGAUCUAUACGGGUAAGGUUGCUUUUGCGCGAUUACAAACUUUCGGCAAUAUAUACAUUUUACAUUCUACAUAGCAUACACGAAUUCAUCGGACCAAAAAAACAGAUACUUCAUAAUUCUACUUCUCUGCUUAGCUAGCGGAUCCCCCUCCAUAUUUUGUUGCAAUGAAAAUAAAAGAAGUAAAAAAGAAGGUUAAAUCCAAG